Messenger RNA from Phymastichus coffea, 1355 nucleotides. RefSeq lists its product as uncharacterized. The annotation marks the transcript as partial. The record is from RefSeq and is a predicted model, not a curated record. NCBI's taxonomy places the organism in Eukaryota, Metazoa, Arthropoda, Insecta, Hymenoptera, Eulophidae. The transcript has 6 exons.
AUAUUCCUCAAUAUCAAGCAAAUGUACAUCAAAAUCCUAUAAAAAAAUACAAACGCCCAGUGGAUAAAUUAUGUCUUAUCGUUUUCGUAAUUGCCAUAGCCGUGUGGAUGACCAUCUGUACUUUAGGAAUCAUGGCACCUCUAAAACACGCCAAUGACUUUAUGGCUAAGUAUUUUACUCUCCUUCGACUCUGUAUUAAUGCACCUGUACUAAGAUUUUCGUAUGGAUUCAUAUUGAGUAUUAUAACGAGUGUCACAACCAUAUGUUUAUGCACAUUUCUAAUAGCGAGAUUUACUAAAUUCUUCAUCAAAAUUGGUUUGGGAUACUGUUUCUUAACUACGAUUAUACUCUGUUUUCAAUCUGUAUAUAUAACAGUGUUGAUAUUGUCAUCUAGCCAUCCCUAUUUAAUUUUUUCACUCACAUUAUAUGUAGUGCCUAUUUCCAUAAUGUUAAUCUACAUGGUCGUUGCUACCUUUUGUUACCUCAAAACCGACAAAGUUGUACUCAGUGAAUUAAUUAAAGAUUCUUAUCAGGCCAUACUCUGCAGACCUUCAAUCGUACUUUUCGUCAGCAUUUCUACGGUAUUAUUAGCGUUGCUGUUUUUAUUUGCUGUCAAUGCACUGCUAUUCAAUAUAUUUUCCUCGCGCAGUGUGAGCUUUAUUAUAUUGAACGCAAUCAUCAUAUUAUUCGGUGCAAUCUUUGUGACGAACUUUUACUACAGCUUAUUUAUUUUGAUAGUAACUGAGUACGCUAAUUAUUAUUACUGGAGAAAAAAUGAAAAUGCAUCAUACCUUCUUCGACAGAGUGUAGCAAACGCACUGAGGAAUCACAUUAAGUCCAUUAUGUUUAUGUCUACUCCAUUCAUGCCGAUCAUCUGCACAAUAAUUCAGGCUUUCAAACACACAAGAUCUCAGCGAAAUAAUGAACGUUUGAUUGUGUAUUUUGUGAGCAAAGUUAUCCUUGUGUACAGGAUGCCCCAAAUCGCUCCAAUUUUCAUGACAUUCUAUGGAACCGGUUACGUAAAAUCUGUGAAAACAGCAUUUGAAGUGGUGUUACGCCGAUCCUCACUGUUCUUGGCUACAUUUACGGUCUGCGACAGUCUAAUUUCUAUAUUAUUGAUAUUAACGAUGAUUGAAUCAGUAAUUGCGUAUACUAUAGUUCCUGCUGGAGAUCCCAACACCAUUGAAAAUAUACAAAAUACUGCUUUCAUUAUCCAUGGAUGCAUUUAUCCAAUGAUAUGCUUUACAGUUUUAGUAUCGGCUACUGUGAAAACUAUGUUAAUCAAUAAAAUUAUAAUAUUAAAUAAAGAGGAAGAAGUUACUCAAGAACAAGUUCAAAAAGUUAACUAUGCAUAA